GUCUAAAGCCAGAGCUUUCCACGUAUCAGAACUGUGUGGGGGCUUCACUCUUCUCAGAAUCAGCGCCUAACGGAAUUUAGUACUCAAAAUCAAACCAGAAACGUAAGUGUAAGAGGCAGUGGCGGUGGCCGCGGCGGUGGCGUUUCCACGAAUCUAUAAAUAUCACACCCCGGAUACGAUCGAUUGAUCGCUCUCGAGCUAGGGUUUUAUUCGGGGUUCCGAAUUCGUUUGACGGUAGGGUUGGUACCGGAGCAGGACUAAAUGGAAGGCGGCGGUUGGGAUGAUCAGUCUGAAAAGAAGAAGAAGAGACCUCAUUCGAGCGCUUUCUCCUCCCCUUCUCCCCUUAGCCACACUGUUGAUGCUGCCGCACUCCAGAAUCAGAAUCAGAAACUUGUUCAGCAGUUAGAUGUACAAAAGCAUGAGUUGCAUGACCUUGAAGGCAAAAUCAAAGAAUUACAAGACAAACAGGCUUCUUAUGAUAAUAUUUUGAUUAUUGUGAAUAAACUAUGGAAGAAGUUGGUUGAUGAUUUAAUCCUACUUGGAGUACGAGCUGGACCAGACCAAUAUUUUUUACAAGCUUUGGAUCGUUUAGACCAUUCCAGAGGUUCUGUUCCAUCAUGUCCUGCGGAGGAAGUUUUCCUUUGUCGACUACUAGAAAGAGAUUCAAUUGGAUCCAGUCAAAAAUUUGGAUCUUCUAAAGAUAUUGAAGAAGCUCUUGCUGUGCGUAUUGCUUCAACUCAAGAGCUGAUGAAGUCAUUGCAAAAUUCCAUUAACACUCAGAGAUCAAGAAUUCUGAACAUUGCUCAGGCUUUGCACAAAAACCCAUCUGCUAAUGAUAUUAAGAGCCAACUAUCUGCUUUUGACAAUUUGAUGAAGGAGGAGGCUGCAUUUCUGCAUGAGGCAAUUGAUGUUCUUCAUUUGAAGCAUAAAGAUUAUGCUAAUAUGUUACGGACUUGUAUUCAAGGUCAUUCUGUGGACCAAUCUGAGAUAAAUCGUCUUGCAGGUGAACUGGAUGAAAGCAUGGCAGAACUUGAAGAAUGUAGGAGAAAACUAGUUAAUCUGAAAAUGCAGAAGGGCACAGCAUCUGGAGUUCAUACUUCAGUCCCAGGUUCAGCAAAUGGAAGUUUGUCACCUGAAAAACCUGCAGAUAGGACAUUGCGUUUACUGGAAUUGAAGGAUUCAAUUGAGGAAACCAAGAUUCUAGCAGCUGACCGCCUGUCUGAGCUUCAAGAUGCACAGGAAGAUAAUCUGAUCCUGUCAAAACAGUUGCAAGAUCUUCAGGAUGAGAUCAAGGAUGGGAAGUAUGUUUAUUCUUCUCGUGCAUAUACUUUAUUGAAUGAUCAGCUCCAACAUUGGAAUGCCCAACUGGAUCGCUAUAAAGGACUGAUGGACUCUCUGCAGGUACAGGCUGACAGGUCUUCCAUCUUGAGAAGGGAGAAGGAAUUGAAUGCAAAAGCAGAAUCACUGGAUGCUGUGAGGAAUGAUAUUGCCAAUUCUGAGUCCAAGAUUGAAGAACUAAAGCUUCAAUUACAGAACAGCAUUGUUGAAAAAAAUACACUGGAGAUUAAAAUGGAAGAAGUCCUGCAAGAUUCAGGUAGGAAAGAUGUUAAAGCAGAAUUUCAUGUAAUGAGCUCGGCUUUGUCUAAAGAACUGGAAAUGAUGGAAGCUCAGCUUAACCGUUGGAAGGAAACUGCUCAUGAAGCCAAUUCUCUACGAGGAGAAGCUCAAUCACUGAAAGUUUUAUUGGGCGAGAAGACUGGUGAGUGCAAGAGCUUAGCAACUAAAUGUUCUGAACAGGAUGCAGAAAUUAAAUCUCUAAAAUUGCUUGUUGAGAAGAUGCAGAAGGGAAAAGUAGAAUUGCAAAUCCUAUUGGAUAUGCUGGGGCAGCAAAUUUAUGACAACAGAGAUAUAACGCAAAUCAAAGAAUCAGAGCAGAGAGCCCGAGCACAAGCUCAACACUUGAGACAUGCUCUGGAUGAACAUGGUCUGGAAUUGAGAAUAAAAGCAGCCAAUGAAGCUGAGGCUGCUUGCCAGAAAAGGCUUUCUGCUGCCGAAGCUGAAAUAGCCGCCCUAAGGGCUGAAUUGGAUGCAAGUGACAGAGAUGUUUUAGAGUUGGAGGAGGCUGUUAAAAGUAAAGAUGCAGAGGCAGAGGUCUAUGUUUCUGAGAUUGAGACUAUUGGCCAAGCAUAUGAAGAUAUGCAAGCACAGAACCAGCGUUUGUUGCAGCAGGUGGCUGAGAGGGAUGAUUAUAACAUUAAGCUUGUUUCUGAGAGUGUGAAGAUGAAGCAGGCACAGAGCUUUUUACUGUCUGAAAAGCAAGUAUUAUCAAAGCAAUCUCAGCAGGUAAAUGGAACACUGGAAUCUCUACAGUUGAAGAUUGCUGACCGUGAGAAGCAGAUUAAAGUUUGCAUUGCUGAAGCCCUGAAGUCUACGCAAGAAGAUAGACGCCUUGCAGUGAAUUUGGAAACUGCAAAGUGGGAAUUGGCAGAUGCCGAGAAGGAAUUGAAGUGGGUCAAAUCUUCUGUUUCUUCCUCUGAGAAGGAAUAUGAGCAAUUACAGAGAAAGAAGGUUGAAGUACAAACGGAGUUGGACAAGGAAAGAGGUGAAAGGUACAAGGUCGAGGAAGAGCUGAAGGAGGUACAUAAGAAGAUUGCUGAAAUGAGUUGUGAAAGUGGAGAGGCUGCAAUACAAAAGCUGCAGGAUGAAAUCAAGGAGUGCAAGGCUAUCCUCAAGUGUGGAGUAUGUUUUGAUCGUCCAAAGGAGGUUGUGAUCACCAAGUGCUAUCAUUUAUUUUGCUCUCCCUGCAUUCAAAGAAAUCUAGAGCUCCGACAUCGCAAGUGUCCUGGUUGUGGAACUGCAUUCGGCCAAAAUGAUGUUCGGUUUGUGAAGAUAUGAUUGGAUUUGAGCAUAUGCAUAUCUUCUUCUUCUUCUUCUUCUUUUCAGUUAAGCCAUUUGGAUGUAUUCUGAAUUUCUGAUGGACUGGGUGUGGGUGUGGGGGUGGGUGUGGCCUUAUUAGCUAUCAUGGAUGUUCUGUUUUGAUGGAUUGUACAGCUUUUGAAUUUGAUUUUAUCCCCUUUAUCUAUUUAUAAUUUGUCUCUAA
Messenger RNA from Diospyros lotus (date-plum), 3100 nucleotides. RefSeq names its product E3 ubiquitin-protein ligase BRE1-like 2. Gene Ontology annotation, molecular function: ubiquitin protein ligase activity; metal ion binding. Bases 262 to 2895 code for a protein of 877 amino acids. The record is from RefSeq and is a predicted model, not a curated record. Lineage: Eukaryota; Viridiplantae; Streptophyta; Magnoliopsida; Ericales; Ebenaceae. Gene Ontology annotation, cellular component: nucleus; HULC complex. The transcript has 18 exons.